This is a messenger RNA of Myxocyprinus asiaticus (Chinese sucker), 3738 nucleotides long. RefSeq names its product gastrula zinc finger protein XlCGF8.2DB-like. The record is from RefSeq and is a predicted model, not a curated record. The coding region runs from base 279 to 1208 and encodes 309 amino acids. Lineage: Eukaryota; Metazoa; Chordata; Actinopteri; Cypriniformes; Catostomidae. The transcript has 3 exons. Gene Ontology annotation, molecular function: DNA-binding transcription factor activity; RNA polymerase II cis-regulatory region sequence-specific DNA binding. Gene Ontology annotation, biological process: regulation of transcription by RNA polymerase II.
GUGUUCACUAUGCAUAGUGUGAUUUAAGAAUUAGAUGCUUUUUUGUUGUGACGUCAUAAAGCCGCGCCGCGAUUCAACGGUCUAUUUCAGAUUUGUCUUGAGCUUUUAAUGUGAAUAAAUCGAUACAAAACGUUCAAAAGUGCUGCAAAGCUUUACAAAUAUGUUCCAACAACAUGGUCUGCUCUUCGCUACCACACAGUGAUUGUGAAUCCACUCCUUUCCAGAAGAGCAGGACAAACUUCAAGUGUGUCAACAAUUUCUGACAUACUACUACAAAGAUGGAUUUUAUUAAAGAGGAGAGAGAGGACAUGGUUUAUCCAGAACCACACAGAGUGAAAGAUGAAGAAACUGAGCAACAAAUAGGCCUCGUGGAAGUGAAAGUGGAAAGUCAAGAACUGAAAGAAGUGGAGGAGAAACAUCAGGAUUCUCAUAUAUCCAUAACUGAGGAAAACUCAUUUAGUUGCUCACAGACUGAAAAUAAUUCCUCACAACAAACAACUCAAAGCACAGAAGACGCAGAUUCUUUAAUCUGUCCUCAUUGUGGAAAGAGUUUCACACGUAGAAUAACCCUAAAGGAACACAUAAGAAUACACACUGGAGAGAAUCCUUUCACAUGUCCUCAGUGUGGAAAGAGUUUCAGACAGAAAACAAGCCUUAAUGCCCACAUGAGAAUUCACACUGGUGUAAAGCCUUACACAUGCUCUCUGUGUGGAAAGAGUUUCAGACGAAUAGGAAGCCUUUAUAGCCACAAAAAAAUUCACUCUGGAGAGAGGCCUUUCACAUGCACUCAGUGUGAAAAGAGUUUCCCACGGAAAGCAAACCUUAAAUCUCACAUGAGAGUUCACACUGGAGAGAGGCCUUUCACAUGCAAUCUGUGUGGACAGAGAUUCAAAUAUUUAAAUAAUCUUCGACGUCAUAUUCAGUCCGUGCACACUGGAGCAAAGUCAUUUAACUGUGAUCAGUGCAAUGAAAGUUUUAUCUUGGAAUCAGACCUGAAGACACACCUGAAAAUUCACAAGGAACCCCAAUUGUGUUCUUUUUGUGGAGAGAGUUUUUCAUGCCCGCACCGUUUUAAUGAGCACCAGAAAAUUCAUACUAGUGGGAAAACUCAUGUGUGCCCUGAGUGUGGUGAUGCCUUUUCAGGAGUUGGCAACUUCAAGAUGCACCAAAGGGUCCAUAUUAAAGAAAAACCUAACAGCUGUUCAUAAUGUGUAUAGUUACACUCAUUCAGGAGUCCUGAAAACAAAUGGAGGUUAUCCUUCAAGCCUUCAAGGGGGAAGAGUUUCACCGAAUCAAGUACCCAAUCAACUAAUUUAAAAAAAAUAGAAAUACACUUAUAGAAAUAUCUAUUAUUGUAAUGUCUCCUUUCAGUUUAAUUUUUUUUUACAUUUUGUUCACUGUUGAAAGGUGCUGAUGCAUUAAGUAUUUGAAAAUGGAACAGACUUUCUUGCAAUAAAAUCAAGAUUAUAGAAUCUUAACCAGUCAGCUACUAACAGUUAACUGUGUGAAUGAAAAAAAAAUAUAUAUAGAAUUUUGAUUAUUCCUGAAUUCCAGUUACAUUUUUGCUUUGUAAAAGCAAGUCUAACUUGGGCAUGGUUGAAAAUAUGUCUUUUAUUGCAUCCAAGAUUGUAUCACGGAAAGCCUGGAAUUAUCAGGAAAUUUCAAAAUUGUGUUUUCCAGGCCUAGAACAGUCAUGCAAGUGCAAUAAAUUGUUAAAAGUUAUGAAAAUCUCUAUAGUGAAUGUAAUUUGCUGUCCUUGGAGACUUGGUAAGCCCAGCUGUUUUUAUUUUUAUUUUAUAUUUUUGGAGGCCCAAAUACGUGUAAUUGUAUUAUCAAAUAAUUAAACUGUAUAAUGUAAUGUCCAAAUUCCAAGGAUUGGUGGACUACUUGGCAUGGAAUUCCUCCCCAACAAUCUCAAUAAAAUGAUUUAAAAACAUUUAUACAAUAGUCAUUAACGGCUAGAAAAGUUAUGGAGAGUCAUUUGUCAGAAAGCGUGGAAACCCUAUUUCCAAGGUCACUACAAUGUAGUUGAAAUCAGAAUCAGCUUUAUUGCCAAGUAUGCUUACACAUACAAGGAAUUUGUCUUGGUGACAGGAGCUUCCAGUGUACAACAAUACAAAACAAUAAAAAAACAGCAGCAAGACAUAGAUAAUAAUAAUUAAAAAAUAAAAAAGAAUUAUACACAUACGUACAGACGCACACAUGCAUACAUACAUACACAUGGGUAGUGCAAAUCUAAUACAAUCUGUUAUGUACAUUGCAAAUACAAAUAUGUAAUGUACAGUGCAAAUUUGUUUGUUUUUUGUUUUUUCUUCAGAGGAAUGAAAUGGCAGAAGAGGUUGGAUGUGUUGGAUAAAUAUAAGAAAGACUAAACUGUGUUGCACAUAGUUAUUGCUCAAUGGGGCAAUUUAACUGUUAAUGAGAUAGAUAGCCUGAGGGAAAAAACUGUUCCUGUGCCUGACGGUUUUGGUGCUCAAUGCGCUGAAUCGUCGGCCAGAAGGCAACAGUUCAAAAAGGUAGUGGGCAGGGUGAGUGGGUCCAGAGUUUUUUCCAGCCUUUUUCCUCACUCUGGAAGUGUAUAGUGCUUGAAGGGGGGGCAGGGGGCAACCAAUAAUCCUCUCAGCAGUCUGAACUGUACUUUGUAGUCUUCUGAUGUCUGAUUUCAUAGCUGAACCAAACCAGACAGUUAUUGAAGUGCAGAGGACAGACUUAAUGACUGCUGAGUAAAACUGUAUCAGCAGCGCCUGUGGCAGGUUGAAUUUCCUCAGCUGGCGAAGGAAGUACAACCUCUGCUGGGCCUUUUUCACAAUGGAGUCAAUAUUGUGCUGAUUGCAGUGAUGCGUUGAGAAAUAAAAAUAUUUUAUUGCAUUGAAAUCACUUAGAGACUACUAUCUAUGGCAAUGAACACAAUUCAGUUGACUACGGUUGGCACUCUCCUUUUUAGUUCUUAAUCCCAUUCUGUACACAGUUCAGUAAUUUGUAGCAGUGACAUCCACUUUCUACAACCAAAUAAACUCCUGAAGAAAUCAAGUACUUGCACCGCAUUUUCAUAAAUUCUACGUAUUGUAUACAGAGUCUUGUUUUCUGUACACACAGGCCACAUAAACACUUUUGGGAGUGGCACCCGCUUUUGAAUGUGGAAGUGAAUCCCCUAAAAUCAUUUUGAGUGUGUACAGAAUACAGGAGUUUCUCCUGAAAUUGCAGUGAUUGACGAUUGAUAACAAUAGCAACGCUUUACAAUCUGUCGCCUGUGAACAAGAAACCUGGAUGCCACCACUAUUUUAACCCAUUUUAUGUUUAAUAUUUUUACCAAAGAAAUGUAUUAUUGAGUGUGUUUACGUGCACUAUAAAAGUUUUAUUUUAUUCUAAAUAAAGAAAUAAUUUGUUUUUCAGAAAUGUCAUGUAAACACAUUAGUUCGACUGGAAUCGUUCUAGUUCAGUUUUUGUGAAAUGCACCCAACAGACCUAUAUAAUGUGAUUGUAAAUCGAUUGUACAUGUCAAUCUGUCAACAAUAGGCCUCUGGGUUAUGCGCAUGCUCUGAAAAAAAAAACAAAAAAAUAAACAGAGGUGCUGCAUGACAUGUAUAGCAGGAGGUGCUCUGAGAGUCAUAUGCAACUAAUUUUUUUUGUACAUUUAUUUUUUGCUUGUUUGUUGUUAAAUUCGUGGAUGGAGUUUAUUUAGAUUUUCUUGAAAACUUUGGGGAGCACAAAUAAAACUGUUGCACUUACUGUAUAUGC